Penicillium maclennaniae is the source of this 1542-nucleotide messenger RNA. Its product is annotated as putative MFS transporter. Lineage: Eukaryota; Fungi; Ascomycota; Eurotiomycetes; Eurotiales; Aspergillaceae. The transcript is spliced from 3 exons. Gene Ontology annotation, molecular function: transmembrane transporter activity. Gene Ontology annotation, biological process: transmembrane transport. The record is from RefSeq and is a predicted model, not a curated record. The annotation marks the transcript as partial.
UGUCAAGGAAGUCUCAACACCAAUAGAACCGAUCCACACGAGAGCAUCCAAAUCGCCGCAGGAAUGGGCACGAACGAUCUUGAUCUCGUACAGAGCCAUCUCUCUCACCAUGAUAUGCCGGUGGCCAAUGAGUUCCACGAGGUAGACGCAGAACAAUACCUGCGCUUUUCCCCGACUCGCAAGAUCGCCAUUGUCUUUGUCCUGUCAUUCUGCUCUUUCCUGGCUCCUAUCUCCUCAACCUCAAUUCUAUCGGGUAUCCCGGAGGUAGCAAAGACAUAUAACACCACCGGCAGCGUAAUCAACGCCAGCAAUGCCCUAUAUCUGGCAUUCAUGGGGGUCUCCGCCCCAUUCUGGGGCCCGUUCAGUCAGGUCUGGGGACGACGUCCGAUCUUCCUCGCAAGCGCCUUCCUCUUCUUCGCUUUCAGCAUUGGAACCGCGCUAGCCCCGAAUCUCCCGUCGUAUUUCAUCUUUCGCAUCCUCACUGCCUUUCAAGGAACUUCCUUUCUCGUAGUCGGUAGCUCUGCCAUUGGUGAUGUCUACGAGCCCCGUGCUCGCGCAACAGCACUAGGAUGGUUUCUAUCUGGCACACUGAUCGGUCCAGCAUUCGGUCCAUUCAUCGGCGGCGUGAUCGUCACAUUCUGCUCCUGGAGGGUAGUGUUUUGGCUACAGACUGCACUAGGUGGCUGCGGCACUCUUCUGGUCUUUUUCUUCUUCCCAGAAACAUAUCCUCACGUCGACAAGUCCGAUCUCACACAAAUGAGCCUCUCUCAAAAAACAAAAUUCCUCGCCCACCGUGCGAACCCCGUCCGCGUCGCUGUGCUCCUCUUUACGUAUCCUAAUCUGUUCUUCGCGGGCCUUGCAGCUGGUGCUCUAGUCUGGAACCAGUAUUCACUACUUACGCCCAUUCGAUAUGUGCUGAAUCCGCGGUUCCAUCUCACCAGCCCGAUUCAAUCAGGUCUCUUCUACAUCGCUCCCGGAUGUGGAUAUCUUCUUGGUACGUUUAUGGGCGGUCGAUGGGCAGACCACACGGUUAAAAAAUGGAUUCGGAAGCGCGGGAGACGCGUCCCCGAGGAUCGACUCAAGUCGUGCCUUGUCUUUCUGGGGGUUCUCAUCCCGGGAUGUAUCCUUGUCUACGGGUGGACCGUUGAUCAGGCUGUUGGUGGGAUCCCGGUUCCUGUCCUGGCAAUGUUCUUGCAGGGUGUCGCGCAAUUGUUCUGCUUCCCGAGUUUGAAUACCUAUUGUUUGGAUGUGAUGCAAGCGAAGGGUCGCAGUGCGGAAGUUGUUGCGGGGAAUUACAUGUUCAGGUAUGUUUUUGCCGCCAUGGGCUCAGGACUUGUCCUUCCUGCUGUGGAGGUAAUUGGCGUUGGAUGGUUUAGUACCAUCAGUGCGGUGUUUUUAGUAGCCGCAGGACUUUGUGUCUGGGCUACUACUAUAUAUGGAGAUAAGUGGCGUGAUAGAAUUGAUGCAAAGGACCAGCGCAAAGCGGCUGCUAGAGGUGAGGCGGGGCCCAUGCAGGACGCGGAGAAGAAAGCCGAGGUUUGA